AUGUUGGAGACGAUAAUCUGGCAGGCUUAUGCUAUUGGCCGCGAAAUCGAAAACCCCUUUGGUGAUGAUGUCAAUGAUCUUUCCCUCGAUUCAUACUGCCAUCAGAUUACCCCAGAGCUGGAUAUCAUCACAGGAUCCCCUGAACCUAAGGUUGAAAACUUCACUGCACACGAAGAUAUCCUCACGCUGUAUCCGCUAAGUAAGGACGGGUAUUCGAGAUGGAAAGAUCGAAGUGUUGACGAGAUUCGAUCAGCGUUGAGAGCAAAGGUUAUUGCCAACACCACCACGCUCAAUGGCUCAAGUUAUACCACCCUGAGGAGUACUGCUAGUGCAAUAAUGAAUAGCAGCCGGCAGUGUAUCUCUCCCUGCUCCUAG
Molecule: messenger RNA, 375 nt
Organism: Penicillium waksmanii
Lineage: Eukaryota; Fungi; Ascomycota; Eurotiomycetes; Eurotiales; Aspergillaceae
Exons: 1
Coding region: 1-375 (124 amino acids)
Source: RefSeq, a predicted model, not a curated record